AUAUGCGCUACUGCUCUGGUCACAUCCCCACCUCCCGACUGGCAGUGCUCCAAUCAGAAAUAGAGAAAAGUCGGGAGACACUUGGACUUGUUUAGGACAAAGUGUUUGUGGACAAAGCCAGAUACAGAACACGGACUAGGAACCUGCCACAGCUCGAGUGAGACGAAUUGAGAAUAAGCCAAAACAAUGACCGAAGUGCGACGAAGGAAGCAGGAGGAGGAGGCGCUCGAAGAAUCUGCUGGUAUCUCGGCAUCCGCAUCAGCAUCGGGCCCAACAGUAGCCAGUAAGCGCAACUCCUCCGCCGCCGAUUCUUCGGAUCAUGUGGACUCCGAGGAGGAGAAGAUUCCCGAGGAGAAGUUUGUCGAGGAGCUGGCCAAGAAUCUGCCGCAGGGAACCGACAAGACACCAGAGAUACUUGACGCAGCCCUAAAGGAUUUGCCCGAUCGAUGGAGGAACUGGGUCAUUCGCGGCAUUUUCACAUGGAUUAUGAUCUGCGGUUUCGCACUCAUCAUCUACGGCGGACCACUGGCCUUGAUGAUCACUACUCUGUUGGUGCAGGUUAAAUGCUUCCAGGAGAUCAUCUCUAUUGGCUACCAGGUGUAUCGGAUUCACGGAUUGCCCUGGUUCCGGAGUCUCUCUUGGUACUUUCUUCUCACCUCUAAUUACUUCUUCUAUGGAGAAAAUCUAGUAGACUACUUUGGGGUAGUUAUCAACCGAGUGGAGUACCUAAAGUUCCUGGUAACCUACCACCGUUUCUUGUCCUUCGCCCUGUACAUCAUUGGAUUUGUAUGGUUUGUACUCUCGCUCGUGAAGAAGUACUACAUCAAGCAGUUUAGCUUGUUCGCCUGGACACACGUAUCGCUGCUGAUUGUCGUCACCCAGAGCUACCUCAUCAUCCAGAAUAUAUUCGAGGGUCUCAUUUGGUUCAUCGUACCUGUCUCGAUGAUUGUGUGCAAUGAUGUCAUGGCGUAUGUGUUCGGCUUCUUCUUUGGGCGCACACCCCUCAUCAAGCUGAGCCCGAAGAAAACUUGGGAGGGCUUCAUAGGUGGCGGUUUCGCCACCGUCCUCUUUGGCAUUCUAUUUUCGUAUGUGCUGUGCAACUACCAGUACUUCAUUUGCCCCAUCCAGUAUUCAGAGGAAUUGGGUCGCAUGACCAUGUCCUGCGUACCCAGCUAUCUAUUCACACCCCAGGAGUACAAUCUCAAGCUGCUUGGCAUUGGCAAGACCUUAAACGUUUAUCCAUUCAUCUGGCAUUCAAUCUCCCUGAGCUUGUUCAGCUCGAUUAUUGGACCCUUUGGAGGUUUCUUUGCAUCCGGUUUCAAGAGGGCAUUCAAAAUCAAGGACUUUGGCGACAUGAUUCCUGGUCAUGGUGGCAUCAUGGAUCGUUUCGACUGCCAGUUCCUAAUGGCCACUUUCGUUAACGUCUACAUUUCGAGCUUCAUCAGAACUCCGUCGCCUGCGAAAUUGCUGACGCAAAUUUAUAACCUCAAGCCAGAUCAACAAUACCAAAUCUAUCAGUCGCUUAAGGACAAUCUGGGCGACAUGCUAAAUUAAGUUUAAAUCGGUUACCAGUUAGAUUCGGACAAGAUGUUUGCUUAAGUCGUACGUUCUACAUAUAAAUGCAAAAUUUAUAUAUAUACCAUUAUAUAUGUAACUAUAGGAUUGCGGGCAGCACUUUGGGCCGCCACAUAAAAUUAGUUAUAAUUACGGGCAUAAUUUUUGUUAUGUUAUUAGACCCUAGUUAGACUUUUGUUGUUAUUUUUUAAAUACUUUUCUAAGUCCCCUUUUUGAUUUUGCAUUAAGUUUACCAGAUUGUGUUGACAGUUCCAUGACUUAUUAAGUGAUUCCAUUAAUUUUAAUGCCGAGGUGGGAGGCGACACAUCAUCAUCGGAUGGCUAAGCAAACAGAAUAUGAAUUUAAAAUUGACUACGUGUGUGAGUGUUGUUAGUGAAUUUAACUACUAUUACUAUAACUUAUAGAUGAGAAUUUAGCAGAAGCAGUACCAGAAGUCGGAGAGAUUAGCAUAAUUAGAAUGCAUUUUAGUUUAUUAAUGGACGGAAAAGAACUUCUAUACAUUAUGCUUACGUUUCUAUAUAGUGCAAUACGUAGAAAGUAAACUAUUGAAAAAAACAAUUCUUUAUUUCUUAACGUUCCUUUGGUAAUACAUAUUUAUCAUCCUGAACUCGUCGCUAUCACAAAAAAAAAAAAAAAAGUAUAUAUAUAGAUGAAGUAAGAAUGGUUACUUAUAACCCUGUUAUUCAAGUAUAUGUAUGAGGCAUUUACGGUUUAAAUGCGAGUCUACGAUGUUUUAUGAAUAAGUGUGUACAAAGAUUUCAAUGAACAAACUUCAAAUUUCAAGUCUCUAUCGAUGUUACAAAAUAAAUGAAAAUGAAUGAAUGUAAACAAAAAA
Messenger RNA from Drosophila bipectinata, 2410 nucleotides. RefSeq names its product CDP-diacylglycerol synthase (gene Cds). The record is from RefSeq and is a predicted model, not a curated record. Gene Ontology annotation, cellular component: endoplasmic reticulum membrane. Gene Ontology annotation, molecular function: phosphatidate cytidylyltransferase activity. NCBI's taxonomy places the organism in Eukaryota, Metazoa, Arthropoda, Insecta, Diptera, Drosophilidae.